AUGCCACACAGUGAACUAAAACAUGAAUAUUGUCGGUCCGUGCGACAACUGACCAAGAUUGUCGACAAAUUUGUUAGCCAGGAUGGCGACGGACAGGACAUGGAAACGCUGUUACAAGAGUGUAUUGACACAUUAGUAAACUACCAAGAGGAAACCAAAAAGUUGAAAAAAACGCUUCUGACGCAUUCAGAAUGGAGUCCGAGUGUUUUUGAAGGCUACGAAGCGGUGUUUGUGUAUUACAAAAUCGUAUCUCAAAUCGUGCUUAGCAAGAUCCCGGAGCUGGAACAGUUCAAGAUCGCGAAAGCUGCCGCAGGCAAUGACGCAAUAAAUGGUCGUGAUAAAGGUCUUAUGGAAGUUUACAAUAUGCUGGUCAAAACGCUCCUGACAGACGACAAAAUCGGCGACGUGCGACGGUACAUUAAGGAACAUUCGAAAAGGGACCUCGAUGGAUCGGGUUCUUCUUCUUCGGCAUCUUCGGCCGCUACACUACAGUACGACAUCCACAGUGGUCAGGCGAUUGCGUCGAGCGUUUUGAAAGAGCUCAUGAACAACAGUCGUGUUUUGCUGAUAGAUCUCCGGCCACGUACUCAGUUUGUUGCGUCUCAUAUAGCGAGCAACACGCUCAUGUGCCUGGAACCCAUUUCUUUUAAGGACUCUUAUUCGGAUGCAGAUCUACUGAAAAAAUCUCUCAUCACCUCUCCAGAUUUCGAGAUAGAUUUGUUUAAGAAAAGGGACACCUACGAUUUCGUCGUCAUUUACACAAGUUCCGCUGAGCGGACUGGAUUUAACGAGCAGCAACAGUCUGCUCUUGUUCAUAUUCUUUUGAAUCGAUCUUUCGAGGCUCCACUCAAAUCAACCCGUGUUCUUACUCUGCAAGGUGGAAUCGAGAGUUGGCGUAAGAGCCAAGGCGUCUGUGAGGAAACAAAAACGGAUUCCGAAAAUGCAUAUCUCAACAGUGAUUUGUCGGGAUUCGAUUUUCAGGAAGUGGCCAAAUCGACCACGCCAAGCUACCAAUAUCGACUGGACUCCAGUUUGAACCCUAUGCUUUCAAAACCGCAUGCGCCGCAGGACGGCCAAGUGAGAACACCGCAAUUUUUCCCUAAUCAACAACCAGCGCUCAAGAGAAAUUCAAGUUUCAGAGAAAAGCUCAUUAAAUACUCUCCACUUCCGUCAAGGACAACAACACCCAUCGCAAAAUCUAAUGAAACGCAAUCAACUCUUUAUCCAGAAACUCCGAAGCUUGCACCAUCUGCUCCAGCACUCAACAAUCUACCACAUAUUUCACCAAUUCAGUCGUACACCCUGUCUCCAAUUUCUAGAAGUGUUUCACCACCAAAUACGCUAACAUUGGGCAAAACUUCUACUUUUCCACCGCAGGGUAGCUUGCCAGAGCGAUUUACAGGAAGUAGACCCCAGUUCAGGCCAAAUGAUGUCCCCAAAUCGACCAGCAAUGGCGUAACUCGAAAGGAGUAUUUGGACAAGGAUUUGGAUUUUAAUGUCGGUUUGGUCAACUUGGGCAACUCCUGCUAUAUGAAUUGCAUCGUUCAAUGUCUUCUCGGAUCAAGAGAACUUUGUCGGAUUUUUUUGGAUGAUUCUUAUAAGAAUCAUGUCAAUUUGAACAGCAAACUUGGCUCGAAGGGAGUUCUGGCAACAUAUUUCUCCAAGCUGAUCCAUGUGAUGUAUAAUCAGGCACUAAUGAUAAAGACCAAGAGACUUCCGACCAAUGAAAGGACUGCCGUACAACCUUCACAUUUCAAAGUUGCUUGUGGCUCAAUCAAUUCCCUGUUCAAAAGCUCUUCACAGCAAGAUUGCCAAGAAUUCUGUCAGUUUCUUCUUGAUGGCCUGCAUGAAGAUCUAAAUCAAUGCGGCGCAAACCCGCCUUUGAAAGAACUUUCGAGAGAAGCUGAAGACAUGCGUGAAAAGCUUCCUGUGCGAAUUGCUUCAUCAAUUGAAUGGGAAAGAUAUUUGACUACAGAUUUUAGCGUUAUUGUGGAUUUAUUCCAAGGCCAGUAUUCGUCACAACUUAAGUGCCAAGUUUGCAACAAAACUUCUACCACGUACCAACCGUUCUCAGUCUUAUCUGUCCCAGUUCCGUUUGGAAACAGGUGUACUAUAUUAGAUUCCUUCAGCGAGUUCACCAAAGUUGAAGUCCUGGAUAAGGACGAACAAUGGUCAUGUCCACGAUGUAAACAAAAGCAACCAUCGACCAAAAAAAUUACUAUAACAAGAUUGCCUCGAAAUCUUAUCAUUCAUUUGAAGCGGUUCGACAAUAUGUUAAACAAAAACAACAUUUUUGUCGAAUAUCCUCAUGUCUUGGAUCUGACAAGUUUUUGGGCCGACGACAAACGUGACGACGCUCCGGCUAGCUUGCAAGAAUUGCCCACUCGUGGACAGGUGCCCCCAUUCAAGUAUAAACUUUACGCUGUUGCUUCUCAUUCGGGAACUCUUUAUGGGGGUCAUUACACUGCCUAUGUUAACAAAGGUCCAUGGCAUGGAUGGUGUUACUACGAUGAUACAUCCUGUCGAAAAGUAAAAAACUCUGACGAAUGCAUCACUAAAAGCGCCUACGUCCUUUUUUACCAUCGUAUAUACGAUUCUUAG
Molecule: messenger RNA, 2601 nt
Organism: Lachancea mirantina
Lineage: Eukaryota; Fungi; Ascomycota; Saccharomycetes; Saccharomycetales; Saccharomycetaceae
Source: the annotation of a GenBank genome assembly